This is a messenger RNA of Periconia digitata, 596 nucleotides long. The record is from the annotation of a GenBank genome assembly. Lineage: Eukaryota; Fungi; Ascomycota; Dothideomycetes; Pleosporales; Periconiaceae.
UCUCCAGCCGAUUUUCCGUGUGAUUUUGCCAGUGUGGCGUGCCCUAGAUUCAUCUUUGGGAUUCGUCUCUAGCCCUUCAGCGAGUGAAUGGAAGCCAACAGGUGCGCUGGGACGUUCGCCAUCCCACCAACUUUCGUAUAGAUGCCCAUGGUAUUUACCAGGGUGUGCAAAGGAAUCUAUUCCCUUCCAUUUUCGCGUAGAAGCGCUCUUUCCUGUACAUAGCUGAUAAAUCCCGAAGCAGUACCUAGCUCGCGGGCCGUUCCUGGGUACGGCUUGAAGUCUAUAGGCGGGGGGAACAGGUUCCGUGGAGCCGUCCCUUGAAGCUCGUAUUAUCCUUGCCAAAAGGCAAGGCGGAAUCCCCGCAACUGAUGCACGCACUUUUCGAUACGAACGGAUUGCUUUUCCCAGUGUCUAGGGACUGCCCGGAAAGAACCUCUGUGCGGUUGAAUAUUUUAACGUGGGGUGGGUUGCAUCAAAGGGUUUCACAGGGCUACCCUCCCCAACGGAUGUGGUGUGAAAUUCCCAUUGGCAUGGUACGCAUAUGCACGGAGUGUACCGUAAGCGGCAUAUGGAGCAAACUAGCUAGCAUUAAAUAA